AUGCUCGGAGCAAUAAUCUACUGUAAAUGUGAGACGGAGCUUGGUGUACCGCGUAGGACUGUAUGCCGGGCUCAAGAAGCCGAAAAAGGCGUGGGCAUGAAAGUAUUCCAUACAAUAAGCCACGCCAUGCCGAUUUGCUAUCGAUAUUCUAGGGAGGAACGAUACCCACCCUGCGGUCCAGUAGAAAAAUCACGCACCCGCAUAGAAGUCAUGAUUUGGCCAGGCCAGGCCAGGCCAGGGCACGGCCGGCACGGCAUGCAUCUGCAGACGCAGGAAGCAGCUCAGCGGUUCAUGCGUAGCCGGCUGCGAUCGAAAUUCCUCGCGCCCGAGGCAACAAAGUACAUAAAAGCACUUGCCUUGACAAAACUUCUGCAUGCGCGCGCGGAACACACCCUGCACGGACCAGCGCAGAGCACCUUGACCACCGACCACCGACCAGAUACUUCCCGUUCCUUUGGGUUUCUGCGGGACUGUCUCCACCAUUCCGGCUAG
Molecule: messenger RNA, 492 nt
Organism: Pseudocercospora fijiensis CIRAD86
Lineage: Eukaryota; Fungi; Ascomycota; Dothideomycetes; Mycosphaerellales; Mycosphaerellaceae
Exons: 8
Coding region: 1-492 (163 amino acids)
Source: RefSeq, a predicted model, not a curated record